Messenger RNA from Besnoitia besnoiti, 2190 nucleotides. Its product is annotated as Zn-finger in Ran binding protein and others domain-containing protein. Gene Ontology annotation, molecular function: lipopolysaccharide binding; RNA binding. The record is from RefSeq and is a predicted model, not a curated record. NCBI's taxonomy places the organism in Eukaryota, Apicomplexa, Conoidasida, Eucoccidiorida, Sarcocystidae. The transcript has a single exon. The coding region runs from base 1 to 2190 and encodes 729 amino acids.
AUGUCCCCCGAGGUGACUCAAGGUUACGGAGCGCAUCCGCCAGCUCCUGGUGCCACGACGCUGGUAACGGUUAAUUCUGAGAAAAAUUCCAAGCACCCUCGUCAAGAGUCGGAAACCUCUGGCGAUUUGUUGUCGGGAAUCAGCACGCCACAGACACUUUCUGGCGCGGCGUCAUUUCACCCCGCUCUUGGAGGCGCCAGCGAAACGUCAGCGGCUCCUUCUCCGGACAGCCGCGGAGACAGCGGUGUAGAUAUCGUUGAACAAUCGUCGCUGUUGUAUAGCGACCUGGGUAUGAACUUCCUCCCCCUUGCGAUUUCGGCGGCGUCUUCCAGCGGUGACCUGGCCGGAGGCAUCAGCGGACCGUCGACCGCGUUUCCUGUGUCAAAUCCCAAUGGCAGCGCACUACUGAGAGAUUCUUCUCUUGGUGUCGGAUAUCCAGGGGUACAAGAUCUUGCUUCCCUGAUGAUCCCCUCGCUGAACGGCAAUGCGGGCUCAGUCGUAGGGGUGGCUCAAUAUCAGUCACCUGAGGUACUGGCAACAGGUUCAACGGCAGCGAAUGGCUCGAGAAACCCAGCUUCUUGCUCGCCAGGCACCCCUCAUGGGGGGGCGGCGAUUGCUGCUCGAGUGAAUGCACGGGAGCCACCGCGCAUGGGAGAGGGUGGCAACUGGCGGUGCAACAACUGUAGCAACAUCAAUUAUCCGCGACGCCGGGCGUGCAAUAGAUGCGGGUGUGCCCGGAGCGCAGUAAACGAUCUUCUUGUCGCUGAGUUCACGCGCUUGAAGGACGAGCUCCAGAACAUGGGUCUUGAUGCGCAUACGGCAAGCCAAGCGGCUGCAGCCCAACAGGCUGCUCAACACCAAGGCCGCCUGCUCAAUUCGAUGCUUGAUCUGCUUGGAUCGGAUACACAUCAGGGGGGUAGCAGAGCGCGUCAAGCACAGCAUCAAGGAAAAUCGUCAUCGUCGUUCGGUUUGGCUUCAUCACAUACAAGGAGUGGGCUAUGCAACACCUCAAGCCCGAUUUGCACGACUGACGGCCCCCGAGGGUCAAGCCGACAGUCAUCGCAGCCUACCGCCGCAUGUAGUGGACCAUACGCUUCUCAGUUGGUUCUUCUGAACAACACGUUGGCCUCUCUCAAGAUUGGAUUAGCGUCUGCAACAGGCACGUCGGCCACAACGUCAGAGGCCGGUGCCGGUGCGCACCCGUCACAGUGCGGCUCAGGAGGUGCAACGCUUGUGACUCCCGGUUGCGCCAACCCUGCGGGAGGAGGCGGCGAUAUGUGUGCGGCUUUUGACCUGAAGUUCCCAGCGACGGGAACGCCAGAGGCUAGCAAUCGGUCGUCCCAGACACCUGGGCUUUCACCACUAAGCUUUCGGAUGGCCACAGGAGAAGGAGGAUUUCGAACUGGUGAAGAGGCUCCGGUCGUAGCAUCAUCGUUAGCGGAGCAUGGCGCUGCUCAGUACACUGCAGUACUUCAGCUCAUGCUUCUUAAGGCAAAGGACGUGGCUGACGCCCUCGUCGUGUACUUCCAAGAGCUAGGAGAUCCAGAUCCUACAAGCAAAGCAGCAGACGUCCUCCGGACGGCGUUGGCAAUGUUGGGACAUUCAACAGAUUCUCGUGGUAAUGACACGAGUUUAGGGGAGAGAAAAGAUGAGGCUCUCACUGUCUCGUCGGCUUCAUCAGCUCCAGGUAUUCGCAACAACAGUGGAAGCGUAAGAGGGAUCGGAGGUCCAAACUUUUCAGCUCCAACGAUGCUGGCUCAUCCAGAUGAAUUCAAGAAUCCAAGCAGUUUUUUGAAGAUAUAUGGUGACCCUCUCUGCGGUAGCGCCGAUCUGAGUAGCGGGAACGGUCAGAAUCCCGUAAAGAGUCAUCACGGUAACUGGGUGUGCCGGAACUGCAAGAACGUGAAUUUUCCACGUCGCUUCCGCUGCAACAAAUGUGGCGAAAUUCGUGAUGAAGAAGGUGAUCGAAUUGUUGCAGAAUACGCGAAGCUUGUUCACCACCAUUAUCUGAAGGCGUACAAGCAUCUGGCUUCGAACCCGCAGGGCGCUUCUGGUGGAUGGUCGCCUACCGAUCAAAUGGGAACUUCCGUAAACCAAAAUGGUGGGGAGGGCGGCAGCCGCCAAAGCAGCAGAAAGAACCGUAACUUAGUCCCAGCUGCAGAGCCGCCUAGCUGUCAGGCACAAGCCUGA